ACAUUGCAAUAAUUAUCUUCUGUUCCGCAGAAGUUUCCAUCUUAUCAAUCAGUUCUCCAUCAAAGGGAAAAGCGGGGAGACUUUGGACAUCUACAGCCUGAUUCAGUCAAUCUCCGGGUAUCCCGCCAUCUCUUCAAGUCUAGCAUCCUGGCGCUUGGGCUGAAUAAUGCAAUUGAGGCUGUUUAACAGCGCACAAUACUCACCAAGAAGUGAAGUUACUUACUGACCGAAAUCAUGGAUCAAAUCAAUGCAUUUCAAAUACACUCCGCAGACACAGAAACACCACCAAUGUCACCGCCUCGACGACGCAGACCAGCUCUAUCUUGCACUUUAUGUCGUCGUCGCAAGCUCAAGUGCGACCGGGGCUUACCAUGUGGCCAAUGCGUCAAGUCCAAAGCCUCUGAGUCAUGUGAAUAUGCCGGGUUUCAGAAAGGCCAAGUAUCAAACACCAGGCGUCUGGGUAGCACUCCCCCACCAUUUGUGCAGCCUUCCGGCAAUCACCUCACUCCAUCCCAAAGCGGGGUAUACGUGUUUGAUGCGAAGCAUAAGCAAACGUCGAACCGUAUUACCAAGCCGCCAUCCCGAGUAGAGGAAGUGCACGAACUGCGGAGUAGAGUGCAGGCUUUGGAAAAUGCUUUGUCUCGGCCAGGAGCAGCGAUGCAUACUCCGGAGACCUUGGGGUAUGACAGCUUUUCUGAGGGCGGAAGAAGGGCUAUGUUGGAUUCCCAAAAUCUGACCGAAGAGGUUGAGUCCUUACCAAGUGGAUGCUUCCGGGGUAAGAAAAGCAAGUCCCGACACUGUGGGCGUUCUCACUGGGCAGUGUCAGUAUCAUUUUUCAAAGAUAUUGGGAUCUUUAUGAGGGGGCUAGACAAAGGGAAGUCAAAACCCAAGGACUCUGAUUAUACAUCUAUGAGGAAAUUCAAAAAGGAAGUAUGGAAUCGAGAAAGAGAGGAGCACCAACGAGCCUAUCGAGAUCAGGCCUUUAAGCUAGAAGAGAUGAUUCCAUCUAAGGAAAUAGCAGAUGAGCUCCUCGAACUUUAUCUGACAACAUUUGAGACUACAUAUCGUAUCUUGCAUGUCCCGACUUUUCUUCGGCAAUACGAGUUACACUGGUCAGGGUCGCAACCGACAGAUAUGGUAUUUAUCGCAAAGCUUCUGGUUUUAAUGGCUGCAAGCAGUUGUUUCUAUAGCCAAAAUACCAGAAUUAACGAGCGCAGUACUCUCCAAAGGGCGGCAGUUGGGUGGACCAUGACAGUUCAAUCAUGGAUGUCCUCCGUUUUUGUCAGCUCAAACAUUAAUUUGGACAUGCUACAGAUCCAGUGCCUUCUGCUGAUUGCUCGUCAGGCCAAUGCAACGGGUGGGAAUUUGGUGUGGAUUUCUUCUGGAUCCUUGGUUCGCGCUGCCAUGAUCAUGGGACUGCAUCGGGACCCGUCCCGCUUUUCCAGGAUGUCCAAGUUCUGGGCAGAGAUGCGGCGCAGGCUAUGGGCCACUAUAAUAGAGCUAGAUGUGCAGUCAUCUCUGGAUGGAGGCAUGCUGCCAUCGAUUGACUUGAACGAAUGCGACUGCGGCCCACCAUCAAACUGGGACGACGCGGAUCUAACGGAAGAUAUGGUGGAAGAUCCAGUCCCGAAAACACUGGACACAUUGGCACGGAACAAUGUACAGGGAUUAUUAUCCAAUUCGUUGCCAACACGAAUUCGGAUAGCCAAGUUGACUAACAGCCUGAAAUACAACCUCCCUUAUGACGAAGCUUUACGACUGAGCGAGGAGCUCAUGCACUCCAUGAAUCAAGCAUUAAACAUGUUCCAAGAAUGCGAGUCAAAUAUUUCUAUCUUAAGACUUGGGAAUUUGACAUUCGCCAAAUCAUUCUACAUGUUUAUCAUGCGAAGAUAUCUCCUUGUCCUUCAUCGACCAUUCUUCCUCAGUGUCCUACGCGCUCCGAAAUUUUCUUAUUCCCGCAAGGUGUGCUUGGAGUCCUCUCUGGAGAUGCUUUCCCUACUAGGACCUUCGGACCAUCUGGAAACAGGGCCGUCUUCAUGUAUAGGCCAACUGGGUGGGGGAAUGUACCGGGAUGAGUUCUUUCACGCAGCCAUUACGAUCUGUGUGGAACUCAGUAUACAAGCGGAUGAACAAUCGCGAUCAGUGACAGCAUUUGAGACACCACGUACAGGCACGCUGACCGACAUGGUUCAAACACAGCAAACAGUUCUGGUAACGGCUGUCGAACGUACCAUGGAUGCUCUUGGGAGUCGCAUUUCAUCAGAUGGGAAUGGAUGUAAACCAUUUUUCUUCCUCACAAUGGUCUUUGCAUCGGUCAAAGCCCGAUUGAAAGGAGAGGAUCCCCUGAAGAAUGUCGAGUAUCUUUCGAUGAAGGCGGUGCGCGAAUGCCAGGAUAUCAUGAAAGGGGUGUCAUGGAAAGAGAUUCGAAAACAAGAUGAAAUCUCACAGGUCUGUGCCGUGUUUUGCUGCUGUCUAUCCUGACUAAUUUAUAUCAGCCUUUGCAAGCAAAUUUGGAAUCUGCUACGUCUGACAUUGGGUUUGAUCCUACUGCACCUUUGUUUCCAG
This is a messenger RNA of Aspergillus wentii DTO 134E9, 2565 nucleotides long. Its product is annotated as putative C6 transcription factor. The record is from RefSeq and is a predicted model, not a curated record. Gene Ontology annotation, biological process: DNA-templated transcription; regulation of transcription by RNA polymerase II. Bases 235 to 2481 code for a protein of 748 amino acids. Gene Ontology annotation, cellular component: nucleus. The transcript is spliced from 2 exons. Gene Ontology annotation, molecular function: RNA polymerase II cis-regulatory region sequence-specific DNA binding; zinc ion binding; DNA-binding transcription activator activity, RNA polymerase II-specific. Lineage: Eukaryota; Fungi; Ascomycota; Eurotiomycetes; Eurotiales; Aspergillaceae.